AUGGAAUCCGAAGUGAUUGUUUUGAUUUUGUUCCUGGGAGUUUUAAACUUUUCGCUGUCGAUGGACCAGGCAGAACAGCACAUGAAAGUAUGUUCUGGUACGAAUGAAGGCAUGUCAACAGCUGGAUCAGAAAGUUUCCGAUAUAACAAUCUCAAAAAUCAUUACCAGAACUGUACCUAUGUGGACGGAAACUUGGAAAUCCAGGAGCUUGGUUCUAAUCGGGACUUAAGUUUUCUGGAAAAUAUUGUCGAAGUACGUGGAUAUGUACUCAUAUAUGCCGUUUUCACACGGACACUACCACUCAAACGACUUCGGAUAAUUCGAGGAAGUGAACUUCACAACUAUAACAAGGGAAAUUACAGUUUGUUUGUUGUGUUAAACAGUUUUUCAAAUUCAUCUUCUAUUGGAAUGUUUGAACUUGGAUUACGAUCUCUACAAGAAAUCAGCAAUGGCCAGGUUUAUUUUUUUAAUAAUGAGCUGCUGUGUUUUCACAAGACAAUACACUGGGCAGAUAUCAAUCCCGACGUUAACCCACAUGUUAAAUAUGUGUUUGAUGCCUCGUAUAAACGCACAUGUCCAGAAUGCCACCCGUCUUGCUACAACAAUCGGACCGGAGAGCGCCACUGCUGGGGGGAAGGUCGUGACAUGUGCCAACAAUUGAAUCAUGCUACUGUGUGUUCGCCAAGUUGUGAUGGACGGUGCUUUGGUUAUCAACAGAAUCAGUGUUGUCAUCCUGAAUGUGCGGCAGGAUGCUCAGGGCCUCGGAAAACAGACUGCAUGGCAUGUAAACAUUUCAUGAAUGAAGGCGAGUGUGUGCAGAAUUGUCCUCUAGUGAUGGAUUACAACCCAUUCACAUGGAAAGCCGAGAUAAACCCUAAAGGAAAAUACAAAUAUGGCUCUUUGUGUGUUGCAAAGUGUCCUGACCACUUUCUACGUGACAAAUAUAUUUCUGCAUGUGUGAAAGUUUGUGGAGAGAACAAACAUGCUGUAAACGGAGAAUGUAUUCCCUGUGAUGGACCUUGUCCAAAAAAUUGCAAGGGACUUAAUAAAACUGAAUUCCUGACAUCGGAAAACAUUGAACGCUUGAGUAACUGUACAUUGAUAGAGGGCAAUCUUAAAAUCGUGGAGACCACUUUUACUGGAGAUACAUACCGAAAUAUUUCUGGGCUGGAACCUAAAGACCUCUACGUACUCAACACAGUGAAGGAAAUCACCGGUUUUGUCAUCAUUCAAUCAAACCACUCUGGCUUCAAAAACCUCUCGUUCCUGUCCAACCUAGAAAUAAUUCGAGGCAGGGAAGUGGACGGGAGGAGUAAUGCCCUCAACAUCAUGGCCACACCACUGGAGUCACUAGAACUUACCUCCCUUAGGUUGAUCUCCUAUGGGAAGGUCCUGAUCUGGUUUAAUAAGCAGCUUUGUUAUGCGAAUACAGUUAAUUUCACAAAGUUAUUUGUCUUAGGGGAUCAGACAGCAUAUGUUGCUGGUAACAAAAACAUCGGUCAGUGUGAAAUUGAAGGUCGGGUGUGUCACCCAUAUUGUUCAAUGGACGGCUGUUGGGGCAGUGGUCCGGAUAAAUGUCUGUCAUGUAGGCACAUGAAAGUCAACGACAGCUCAAACCUGUGUCUCAAAUCCUGCAAUGAGAAACCGUACCUGUACCAAGAAUCAGCUACUCUGUGUAAGCCUUGCCACAAGGAGUGUGCUACAACUUGCACUGGUCCGAAAGCCAGUCAAUGUGAUGCUUGUAAGCAUGUGAUUGUCAUGAUCAGCAACAGUAGUAGUCAAGCCUGCCAUGAAAAAUGUCCCGACAUGUAUUAUGCCGAUGAGAAGAAAAUCUGCCGAAGUUGUUAUAAACAUUGCGCAGGAGGAUGCACAGGUCCUUCCCCGGAGGUGAUGAUUGGCGGUUGUAAUACGUGUCAUAUUGCGGAAGAAAUCAAGGAUGAUCUGGAUAACAGAAUACAUCUCAAUUGCAUAGUUGACGACGAAUCAGAUUGCCGUAAAAAUUUCUAUAAAACAACUGUUGCGGUCAAAGAUCCUGGGCCUAUGGCAGGCAAACAGUUAUGUAAACCAUGUCAUCCCCUUUGUGAUGGAUGUGUGGGACAUGGCCCAGCCCAGUGUAAGAAUUGUGUCCAUUACAAAGAAGACGACUACUGUGUAGAGUCUUGUCAUAGCUUCAACUUUGGCAACAAGGUGACAAAACAUUGUGAACCAUGUGACGCUGAGUGUCAAAAGGGAUGCUAUAACAAAACAGCUGCUGACUGCUUCUCUUGUAAAACGUACAAAGUCUACAUUGAAGAAGGCGAUAAUUUCAAAUUCAAUUGUACGUCAGAGUGUCCAGAUGACAUGCGUCACCUUGUUAAGGAUGAAUAUGAUACGAAGAAUGGGAUGACGGUUUGCGCACGGGAUGAUCAUCCAAUGGUGAUGGCAAGAAUGGCGGCUGAUGCGGAGGAAGAGAAGAAGAAGAUAGCAGUUAUUGCAGGGCCCGUAAUUUUUGGCGUAAUCCUGGUGGCUAUUCUCCUUGCCUUGUUUGGUUACUAUUGGCGACAGCAAGCACGUUCAAAGGAGAAAACAGCAAUGCUGACUGCCAAGAUGACUGGCUAUGAUGAUGAGCCGGUUACACCAACAAGUGCCAAACCAGAUAUGUCACAUCUGCGCCUUAUCAAGGAGUCAGAUAUGCGUAGAGGAGGGAUCAUUGGAUCUGGAGCAUUUGGAACAGUGUACAAGGGAUUCUGGAUUCCAGCAAAAGACAAUGUUAAGAUCCCGGUGGCUAUCAAGGUCCUACAGGAAGGAACAUCAGCCAAUCAGAACCAAGAACUCCUGGACGAGGCACGUGUGAUGGCCUCUGUCGAUCAUCCAUGUUGUAUUCGAAUUCUUGCAGCCUGUAUGACAGCUCAAAUGAUGUUGGUUACACAGCUCAUGCCGCUUGGAUGUUUACUGGACUAUGUCCGCAAGCACAAAGAAAACAUUGGCUCCAAAGUCCUCCUUAAUUGGUGCACACAGAUAGCUAAGGGAAUGGCCUAUCUAGAGGAGAGAGAUAUUGUACACAGGGACCUGGCUGCCAGAAAUGUACUAGUACAAAGUCCCGGUCAAGUUAAGAUCACUGAUUUUGGGCUGGCCAAACUUCUUGAUUAUAAUGAGGAUGAAUACCACGCAGCAGGGGGAAAGAUGCCAAUCAAAUGGCUGGCUCUGGAAUGCAUCCAGCACAGAAUAUUCACCCACAAAAGUGAUGUCUGGAGUUACGGUGUUACUGUGUGGGAGCUUUUCACCUAUGGACAACGACCAUAUGAGAAUGUUCGUGCAAGAGACGUACCAGAUCUACUAGAAAAGGGGGAACGACUCCCACAACCACACAUCUGUACUAUUGACGUCUAUAUGAUAAUGAUCAAAUGCUGGAUGUUAGAUGCAGAUAGCCGUCCUUCAUUCAUAGAGCUAGCUGAAGAGUUCGCAAAAAUGGCCCGUGAUCCAGGACGAUAUCUUGUCAUUGUUGGCGACGUUUUGAAGAAAAUUCCUGAAGAAACUCCCUCACCCGUCACAGACCUAGCCGAAUAUUUCCCCGAGGGUACCCAAAAUGACCCUGAGGCUCAGGCAGAGCAUGACAAGCUGAUGCGAUUGCCAAGCCAUUCAUAUGACAAAAACGAUUUAGCACGCAGCCUCAGUGUGGCGGCUGAUGGCCCUGAGGAAGUUGUGGAAGCUGAAGACUAUUUACAGCCGCAGUCUCGUAAUUCUGGGGUUCCGACAACACCAGUCUCGUCAAAGACACCAUUACUACAUCCUCACGAUGCAGCCACAAAUUUUGAUAUCAAAGACCGUGACCCUCAUAUGCAGCCACGGAGAGAAAAAAGAUAUGGACAUCUGGAGUCCGCAGCUGCUGCUCGUAAACAGCGAGAAUUAUCUCCCACCAGAGGAAGAGGAAAUAGCAUCAAUUCUCGUUACAGCUCUGAUCCCGUCCAGUUUUUUAGAGGAGGAGAUGAGCCUGAAGCUGUGAUUAUGUCUCCAAGUCGAAAAAGUCCCGUGAGGAAUGGAUCCAUGGGUUACCCAGACCCUUCUCAGUUAAUAGAAGCUGGGAAAAUCCAACUCCCAGUGGAUGAGGAUGAUUACUUACAACCAAAAUCAUCUAAACCCAGACUGUACACAGAUCUUAUAGAGAAUCCAGAUUAUAUGAAUGACAACUGUGUGUUUGAGAAUGAAGCACCUUCAGAACCAGAACCCGUCCUCAAUUUUGAGAAUCCUGAAUAUUUUGAUGAUAUCAAUAAUCCGCAGAUUAAUGGUAAAAAACCUCCAGCAUGUAAAAACAAUCGCAGUCGAGAUUACUACAAUGACUUUGGUGAUCGGAGCAAGCAGCAUGGAGAACUCAAGCCGUUAAUGAUUUCUGACAUCUCUCCGUCAGAAUCUGCUGUGUAGUGUCGAUCCGAGAAUAAUGACAUUUUGUCAUUGAUGCUCCUAAUACUGCCAAAGUUCUGUGUAGAUUUGAAACACAUGGUUGUGUUGGUGUGUUUGUACUGAGCAGAAAAAAGUCAGUACAGAUGUACCAAGCAGAAACGUGACUGCAUUAUCAACUAUAUUGUAGACAAAAUCUCAGAAAUGAUUAUGUGAUGGAUUCUGAUUGGUCAGUUGAACUAACCGGAAAGGAGGAAACUUUAGAUCACCCAUUCUGAUUGAUACUUUUUGACCUCCAGUGACCUGGUGGACCCUAGUGACCUUUAGUUAAGACCAGAUGUAAAACGUGUGGAAAUCAGAUUCUCAGAUUCAUCAUUGACAUAUCCCUGAGAAUUUCAAAAUGUUAACCAAGUUGUGAUAAGAUUUACAUGUGUAAAUAAUCUCUGGUCACCUGACUGAUUAAUAAAAUCACAUGACUGAAUUGGAUAUCUUUGAUUUGAUUGGUCGAAUAGCUCGUAAAAUGUGCCAUCUUUUCAAAGUAUAUAUUUUCUUUCAUAAGAGACAUAGAGUGUAACUUUGAAAAAUGAACUGGAUAGUGAAACUAAUUUGUGGUACACAGAAUGUGAGUUGGACCAACGACAAAAUACUUUGUGUUUCAUCACCACAUCUGUUGCUAUAGCAACCAAGAUUUGAGUUGUGCAUUACAGUGUUGAAAUAAUUUGUUAUUCAAAUGGAAACGCCAUAAUACUUACAAGAACAUUUAUGUUACUUAUAAAAUGAUUGUAUCGUAUGUUAAUGUGACAAAAUGGCUAUAGUUAUUGUAUUAUAUAUCAUGGCCUGAUCAUACCUUUGUGUUACUUAGAUUGGAAUGAAAAUGUAUUUUUACUUGCGGAAUAUGCAGCAAUUAACAGUAUAAAAUUUAUGAAUGUUUUCCUCAAAUGAAUAAUAAUAUAUUUGGUUUGUUGGAAUUUCGAUAUGAAGAUAAAAACUCUGGCUUUGUGAUGACAAAAACCCACAAAAACCCAGAAAUACUUUUCAGUCAGUGUUUUUAUAGAUAUGUGAGAGGUUUAAAAAAAAAUGCAUCUCAAGCGUUAUUAUGCAGAUAGAAUAUACAAGAGUUAUCAAUCUUUGAUGUGAAAGGGUUAUCUCCCUUUCAGCAAGCUGGUGUUGUUGGACAAUUGAUAUUUGACCGGACUUUGUAUCUAUGCAAUCUAUGACAUUUAUCAGUAUGAAUUGUUUUUGAAGAGUUGAUCCAUGCACUUGACAACAUUCUACUUCUCCUUGUCUGUUCUGUUCAAUAUACCUGUUUCAUAGAGACAUGAAGUCUACAUUCAUUUUGGAAAGCUUAGAUAACACCAUGAAAUUAAAAAAAAAAAAAAAAAAAGACUACAAAAAAAAAAAAAUUGUGAGAACUUAAAAAGAGAUAUAAAUAAAUUAAAAAGAAAGACAAAAUGGAAAAAAACAAAAACAAAAACAAAAGAAAACAGAUUAUCUGGAAAACAAGUGAAGGUAUUUCAUUGUCAUGUGAUAUGUAUGUACUUCCUGGUGAUUUGAUUAUGGGGAUACAUAUACCAAUGUUUGUAGUCUGUACUUAUUACUGGCUGCAAGACCAAUAGCUAGAAAUGUCAUCAGUUUUAACGAAGAUAUUUUAAUUCAAGCUUUAUUUCAAAAUCUUUUCGAAUUAAAUAUUUCACUGUAAAAAAAUCUUGUAGAUUUUGUUAACUCAUUUGAAAGAAAUUGCAUGGCUACGAUUUCUUUGACAGUAAAAGACAACUCAGAUUUUUGUUAUUAGUAAAAUUCAUAGUAAAAAUUCAAAAUUGUUUUACGAUAAAAUAUGUCAUCGUUAAAUGGCAUAAAAUUGUCUCCUGCUUCACUCAUUGUGAUAUUAUUUAACAAGAAGUGCUGUUAUAGAAAUCCAUUCUGUCCAUUUUGAUGGCCUGUGAUUGAUAUGAUAUAGAGAGUUACACACAAUUCAGUCCCUAGUUACCCAGAUAUGUGUACUUUUUAAGGGUUCACAAUUCAGUUUUGUAUACAGGCAUGGGAUCACAAUGCUCAGAAAGAUUUUUCUAAAAUUUUAGUUCUGGAUGAAAUUGUGAUUGAACCCCCCUUUUUUAGUUUUUUGUUUUUGUUUGAGGAAACUUUCAUAAUCAUUCAUAAUCGAUAUAAUCUAUCAAAAAUCAGACACUAGAAAAAACAAUUAACUGCUUAAUCUUGUAUAUUCUGUAAAGAAACAAGAAAAAUUUAACGAAAACUCUUGAACAUUUUGGCUGAACUCAACACAAGGUGUGUAAGGAACUUAAUAAAACCAUGGAGGACUUGGAUGUCCAUUUAUGUCUGUGACAAAAUAAAAACAUCAAAAUGGUAAAGCUUUCCCACCUUGCUAUGCUAAGUAUGCAUAUGAUUUCAUGAAUAUGCAUGAGAUGUCAUUAUUAUGCAUAUGGUAUCAUAAAUAUGCAUAUGAUGUCAUGAAUAUGCAUAGCAAUCCCUGUAAAACUAGACUUGGACACAGUAAAGGACAAAAAGCUACCUUGAAAAUUAAAAUGGUAGCCUUUCUUUUGUAUUUUUAUGAAAAUUUUUGCAUUUAAUUUUUGGUAAAACAAGGAAAAUUUGAAGAAUUGAAAGAUAAUAUUUAACAGUAAUGAAAAGAACUGGAAAUGAGGUAACAGUAGGUGAUCAUGUCCUUGAAAUUUUAUUUGUGUAUAAAUGCCACGGGUUGUAAAUCAGUGUUGGGAUUAACAAGGUUGACUUUACAUUCUAGUAGCGUAACAAUACGCACAAGUAAUCUGAACAAAAGAUGUAUUUCUCAGGUAUUUCUAUUGUUGAUUAGGUCAUAAAGGUGAUUCGGCUAGCAUUGUUAUACAGUCAUUCUCUUAAUGUCAUUUGAUUAUUGAUUCUUUGAAGAUCAAUUUUCAAUUUCAGAAAAAAAAUCCAAAUAUUAGCUUUGUUUUUUUUAUGUAACUGUUUUUACUUUGAAAACACAACAUCCUAAUUGAGAAUGAUUAUGUAAAUAAGAGAGCUUAAUAUGUUAAUGAUUUCAAACAUAAUCAAUUAUUAAUUGAUAAUUUGUCCAAUUCUGUACUAGAUAUCCGAACAAAUUU
Messenger RNA from Ylistrum balloti, 7472 nucleotides. RefSeq names its product epidermal growth factor receptor-like. Bases 1 to 4398 code for a protein of 1465 amino acids. NCBI's taxonomy places the organism in Eukaryota, Metazoa, Mollusca, Bivalvia, Pectinida, Pectinidae. Gene Ontology annotation, biological process: multicellular organism development; protein phosphorylation; cell surface receptor protein tyrosine kinase signaling pathway. The transcript has 28 exons. Gene Ontology annotation, molecular function: transmembrane receptor protein tyrosine kinase activity; ATP binding. Gene Ontology annotation, cellular component: basal plasma membrane; signaling receptor complex. The record is from RefSeq and is a predicted model, not a curated record.